AUGACAACGCCGUGUUUGCUGCUGCGUGAUUUGGAUAUUAUUAGGCAUGUGAUGAUCAAAGACUUUAACUGUUUCUCUGACAGAGGAAUUUCUUUUAGUGAGGAUGGUCUUGGUGCCAAUUUGUUCCACGCAGAAAGUGAAAUGUGGCGUUUACUAAGAAACCGGUUCACACCGAUAUUCACAUCUGGCAAAUUGAAGAAUAUGCUCUAUCUUAUGAAUGAGAGGGGUGAUAACUUUAUAAAAUACGUCAGUAACAUAGUUAUCGAUGAGCAGGAGCAAGAGGUGCAUUCGCUUGUCCAGAAAUAUACGAUAGCGACAAUAUCAGCCUGUGCUUUCGGCUUGGACAUCGACACGUUAAGUGACAAAAUGGAGGCGCUGGAUCGAAUGGACAAAAUAAUAUUUACUUCCUCGCUCGCAAACGAAUUAGACAUGAUGUACCCCGGGAUUCUGAAGAAGCUCAAUAAAUCCCUUUUCCCGACGGUGAUAAAAAAUUUUUUCGAAGAUUUAGUCAAAAGAGUUGUAAAGGACAGAAACGGCGUGCCUUCAAAUAGGAAAGAUUUUAUGGACCUUUUAUUAGAAUUGAGACAAGAAGGCGAAAUUCAGGGCGCGAAAAGGUUUGACACAGAAAAACAACGGACUUUCGAACUGACCGACAGUAUUAUAGCUGCUCAAGCGUUUAUUUUUUACGCAGCCGGAUAUGAAACUAGUGCUACAACUAUGUCUUUUAUGCUCUUCGAAUUAGCUAAAAGUCCAGACGUGCAAGAAAAAAUGAUAGCAGAAGUAGAUGAAGUUCUGAAAACACACAAUGGCGAGGUUACUUACGAAAUGCUGAAAGAUUUAAAAUAUAUGCAAAAAGUCUUUUAUGAGACACUUCGAAAGUAUCCUUUGGUUGAGCCACUGCAGCGGAAAGCUCAGUUUGAUUACAAAAUACCUGGUGUUGACCUUGUUCUAAAAAAGAACCAAAAAGUGCUAAUUUCAACAUUAGGUAUCCAGAAUGAUCCAAAAUAUUUUCCAAAUCCUGAGAAAUUUGACCCGGAGAGGUUUUCACCCGAAAAAAUGAAUGAUCAGCACCCUUGCGCUUAUAUGCCGUUUGGAGUAGGACCUAGAAAUUGUAUCGGUAAGUUAAAAUUCAUUAAAAUG
This is a messenger RNA of Iphiclides podalirius (scarce swallowtail), 1140 nucleotides long. The record is from the annotation of a GenBank genome assembly. Lineage: Eukaryota; Metazoa; Arthropoda; Insecta; Lepidoptera; Papilionidae.